Molecule: messenger RNA, 2343 nt
Organism: Necator americanus (New World hookworm)
Lineage: Eukaryota; Metazoa; Nematoda; Chromadorea; Rhabditida; Ancylostomatidae
Exons: 19
Coding region: 1-2343 (780 amino acids)
Molecular function (GO): metal ion binding
Source: RefSeq, a predicted model, not a curated record
AUGGCGGAAGAGCUACACUGCGAUCUAGAUGAGAGCUCGCAUCACGGUGGUUCUGAUGCUGGCUCCAAAAGCAGUGCGGAUGAGAUUCACGACCACGGGGACGAGCUAAAAGAUGAUGUUAACGAAGCGGUUGCAUCAGAGAAGAUGGAAGAUGUUCUAGAUUUGGACUACGAUGAAGGCACUAAUCCAGCUCCUGAAAAAGGUGAUGAGGUUGAAGAAGGUGAAGAGGUGGAAACAGCUGAUGGACACGAGGAGGGCGAGGAAGUGGAAAGAGCGGAUGAGAAUGAAGAAGGGGAAGAAAGCUCUGAUGGAGAAAUAAAUGAUUCGAGCGACGAAAAUGAGAAGAAAGGUGACACUGAUAAAGAAGAAGGGGAAAUAGAGGAUAGCGAUGAAGGCGAAGGAGAUGUAGAUGUCCAAAAGUCCCGGAAAGUGCCUAUCGAAUCGCGUCUGAGUCGGCCUGUUGCCGCUCGUGAAAAGGUAGGGAAAUUGCGAGAAGCGUGUCCUUAUGAAGUAAAUGGUUCAUGUUCUUGGGGACCGGAUUGCAAAUAUUCGCAUCGAAGCAAGCCGCAGGAGAGCACCAGAUUGUUCAGCAGAUGUAAACCGGCGGAAGAAACAUCAUGGGAAAGGGGUCUACGAGAAGCUCGUGAAGCUAUGAGAAGAGCGUCAAAGAAGCGAGAGGAACCUGAAUUUGAGACGAAACGCUUGAAUGCUGCACCAACUGGGGAGCGAAUCAGAAAUGCCCGCGAUUCUGAUUCAGACGAAGGAUCCGUAUCGCAUAGAACAUCACCGCCAUCAACACGUCGACACAUACCAUCACUUUUGGAUAUUACAACGCUUGCGCCACCACGUUACCGUUCCUCACAAAAAGAUGGUGUUCGUAGUGCUACCCGUGGUUCGCCAUGCUAUUCUGAGGAUGACGACCGGCCAUACCAUUUAGACAGUGGAAGAUACAGAGAUGCAGGCGGGUACAGAGAAAGGAGAGAAAUCAAGGACUUGGGUCCACAAGUUCGAUACCCAUGUGGACGUCCAACACCUCGUCGAAACGAAGGGCGUCGAGGUGGAGGUGUAGAUAACAGCGGUCAACAAUCAUCACGUUCAGAUAGGAACAGAGAUGCGGUGCAACGUCAUAAGCGUGACAUACCAUCGGGAGCAAGUUCUGUAAAGUCAAACAAGGCGUCUAGAAUAUCUCCUUCUCUCGAUGCUUCUCCAAUUAGCAGUGAUUCCUCGGUUUCUCCUGAACGGAAAAAUAUCUCCGCAGUCAAUAACGACAAAAACGAGAGUAAAACGGGCAACAAAAAACCUGCAAAAGGUGGAAGUGCCAUGGGAAAUGUCACAGAUCCAUGGGCGCGCAAGAAAAAAACAUCCUCAACGAAAAACAAGGAAAGCGAUGGAAGGCGAGGUGGAAGAUCGUCUAGCAAUAGCUCAACAAGCUCAUCAAAUAGUAAUGAAAAAUUGAGACGUGCUGCGGCGGCCUCCGCGAGUUCUCGUCGGUCUCGCAGUCCUCUUCCAGCUAAGACGGAUAGACGGUUGUCGCCACCAAGAGGAGAUAUUACAGGAUUCCGUAUUCCUAAGAAACAUUGCUCAACCGAUAAUCGCAGUAGGGCAGCUGGCCCUCUGCGGUCGGAAAACAAACAGAAAACAAUGGAUUGUGCAUUUGGAAAGAAACCAUUUAAAGAGUCCAAGCGAAAUGAUGACCAUGACCCAAUUUCCGAUGAAGACCCGAUCGUGGACGGGAUUGACAGCCACGGUGCAGAGAACAUCAGUGAUUCUGAAUCUGCUCGUUCUGGCAGUCAAAUGUCUUCAAUCUCAUCUUCAUCAUCUACGUCCUCAAGAAGUCGAUCGCCUUCGCCGGCACUCCCUGCUAAGUACAGAACAACCGGUACGAUUGGCGAAGAUUCGCUGAGGAAUGCAUCUUCAGUGUCGAGUUCAGAUGAGGAUCAAAAAGCAGAUAGUCGCAGGAAAAGUUCCUCGAAAGAAAAACUGAAGGAAAAGUCAUCCCAGCUGCGGGAAAUUUCACCAUCGCCAUCUCCUCCACCACCUCCACCGCCAGACGAUGCAGCAAACCGCCGUCCUAAUCGCGACAAGUCUGUAACUCCACCUCCACCACCGCCUCCUUUACCGUUGAUCAAUGAAUUUGCUCUUGAAAGACAACAGCGAAAGCUACGAGAGGCUGAAAAACGAGUAGCAGAAGCAAGAACUAAGCGCGCACGAAGUCCGCCGAGGAAGAAAGCCAAAAAUAGUAACGAUGGUGAGAAGGAGCGGCGGAAACGGGAGCUCAUGGAGCAAUUGCGGGCUGUUGAGGCAGAAUUGAAGAAGAGAACUGCUGCCACCUCUGCAAUGUAA